CAAGUAUAAAAGGCACUUGGGCACGGCGGUCAUUUACCAGUCGAGUUGUAACCGGUGAAGAAGAGUCCACAAGUCAACAAUCUCAUUAAGUGCCGCAGGAUCAGGAUGAGGGCACUGGUUAUUUUUGCGUGUUUGUGCUUCAUUGCACUUCAAACUGAUGCUACACCAGCAAGAAGUGUCUGUUACUUCAGUAACUGGGCAAUUUACCGUCCAGGCCAUGGAAAGUAUGGAAUUGACGAUAUACCUGUAGAUCGCUGCACGCAUCUGGUGUACUCCUUCAUAGGUGUAAGCAACGCCACCUGGGAAGUUUUGGUUCUUGACGAAGAUGUCGAUAUUAAAGACCGAGGCUUCGAGCGUUUUGUAGGCUUGCGCGCUAAAUACCCACAAGUCAAAUAUCAAGUAGCUCUUGGUGGUUGGGGUGAAGGAGGAGAGAAAUACUCAGCCCUUGUGGCUGAUAAAAACAAGCGUGAUGUGUUCAUUCGCAGCGCUGUUAACUUCAUGAACAAAUUCAAAUUCGACGGGUUUGAUUUGGACUGGGAGUACCCGGGGGCAACUGAUAGAGGUGGCACCUUUGCUGAUAAAGAUAGGUUCUACUAUUUUGUUCAAGAAUUGAGAAGGGCCUUUGAUAAAGAACAAAAGGGAUGGGAGAUUACUAUGGCUGUACCCAUUGCUAAGUUUAGGUUGGAUGAAGGAUAUCAUGUUCCGGAAUUAUGCGAAAUGUUGGAUGCUAUCCAUGUGAUGUCUUAUGAUUUGAGAGGAAACUGGGCUGGAUUCGCCGAUGUCCAUUCGGCACUUUAUAAGAGACCUCAUGAUCAAUGGGCUUAUGAAAAACUUAAUGUGAACGAUGGUUUGCUUCUCUGGGUAAACUACGGAUGUUCUCCUAAGAAACUUAUCGUUGGUAUUCCCUUCUAUGGCCGCACUUACACGCUGAGCAACAGUAACAACAACUACGAGCUAGGCACCUAUAUUAAUAAGGAAGCUGGUGGGGGUAAUCCAGGCAAAUACACCAACGCUACUGGUUUCAUUUCAUAUUAUGAGAUCUGUGAGGAUUUAUUGGAGAAAGAUAAUGGCUGGACUGUCCGCUGGGACGAACAUGGUAAAGUCCCCUUCAUGUACAAGGGUAAUCAAUGGGUUGGCUAUGAAAAUCCUGAAUCCGUUCAGAUCAAGAUGGAUUUCAUUAAGAAGAUGGGUUAUGGUGGUGCUAUGACUUGGGCUAUUGACAUGGACGACUUCAAUGGACACUGCGGUCCCAAAAAUGUCCUCAUGGAGAUUCUAUGGGCCAAUAUGAAAGACUAUCAAGUACCGGAACCUAUUAUAGCUACUACUAAACGCCCGGAAUGGAGUAGGCCACCAAGCACGCCUUCUUCCGAACCACUCCCACCGGCGCCUGAAGCUCCAGCUACUACUCAACGCCCACAACAGGAACAAACUACAAGGAAACCGGAAAAGCCUACUCAGAAACCGCCAGUAGCUGCUGCGCCUGCAACCACUCAAGCACCAGCUGUUACAGGAGGUUCAGCGGGUAAACCAUGCGGUGGGUCUGAUUACUUAACGCACGAGGAUUGUUCAAAAUACUACCGUUGUGUGCAUGAGAAAUUGAUGGAGUUCUCCUGCGAGCCCGGGUUGAUCUAUCAACAGACAAGUCAUAUCUGCGAUUGGCCUGCAAAUGCUGAUCGUGAUGAAUGUCGCAAAGAAUAAUUUAUUAUAAACAGACAACGAGCACAAAACAACUUGGUAAAUAUCACAUUAAACAAAAGACUGUAGGCUUAAGUUAAUUUAUGUUUAAUAAAAGUUUGGAAACAAUAA
Dalotia coriaria is the source of this 1806-nucleotide messenger RNA. It is a transcript of the gene Cht5, whose product is annotated as Chitinase 5. Gene Ontology annotation, molecular function: chitinase activity; chitin binding. Bases 106 to 1698 code for a protein of 530 amino acids. The transcript is spliced from 5 exons. Gene Ontology annotation, cellular component: extracellular region. NCBI's taxonomy places the organism in Eukaryota, Metazoa, Arthropoda, Insecta, Coleoptera, Staphylinidae. Gene Ontology annotation, biological process: chitin catabolic process; carbohydrate metabolic process. The record is from RefSeq and is a predicted model, not a curated record.